CCCUGUCGAAAAUCUCCUCUCGCGUCGCCCUGCUCGAUUACCUUUGGACCCUGUGAGGACAUCGGCCGAAGAAGAAAAUUAAGAAAAAAACAGGGGAGAUAGAGACAGAGACAACAUACCCACCUUGACGUCUCCCUUCCAUCAGCUCGCGCACCAGGAGAACCACAGAAAACCGACGGCGCCGACGAAACAAGAUACUGCUGUUACCACUGUUACUCUCUGUCUCUUCCUUCGUCCUGCAAGGUGCCGGGUUUCCGACCCUUUUGUGGUUCCUCCGUCCUCGUCGUUUCGAGUCCCCUUGUGCUCAAGCGGGGGGUCCCUCCGUCCUUCUUAUGCCCUCCUAACCCCCGUCCGCGACCGACCAUCCGGGUUCUCAACAUCUCUCUUCUCGCCGCACACCACCACGUUUUCCCAAAGACUUCGCAUUCUUUUCUCCAAUCGACAAGAUCCCCUGCUCUUGGCGCAUCUUAUAUACUGCCCAACGCCUGUCCCAGAGCCUCACUUCUCCCCAUUUACCAAGACGCCAAGCUGCCAGCCAAGACCUGCAAGGAUCCAUUUCCAAAGCGACUUCCGCCUUACGACGUGCGACUGAAUGCUUCCGCGCCCCGCGCUCGACGUAUUCGGCAAUCCUGUGUUACCUUGAUACGCACACCCGGCCGGCAUUUGAACCAUCGACUCGCAGACGCACAGGUUCCAAAGCCGCCCACCUAUCCCGGGCAUACCGUCACUAUCACCAACAGAGUCGUACCACGACGUUCAACGUGUGCGACCUCUUCGCAGCGCCUCAUCCCUCAGGGUGCCUGCCUCGCUCCGACGACUGCUUGACCCAGUCGGCUCCUGUAAAGAGUCAUAAAGCAAACAUCCGUCAUAUUCCAUCCUCAAGAUAUCUGCAACAAUAUCAGCAAACAUGAAUUCUUUGGAAAUCUCCGCAGUGAAGCUCCUCGCCCUCCGCCAGAAUGAGGGUGCUGGGGCCGGGGCCGAAGAGGCCGUCAACGAGUGCGGCGCCGCCGCCGUCGACGUGAGCAACAAGCCUCUACGUAUCGCCUCCAUCUUCAUCAUUCUCGUCGCCUCGCUUCUCGGCGGCUUUCUGCCCAUCUUUCUGGCCCGGACCACCAGGAUGCACGUCCCUAAGAUGACCUUCUUCAUCUUCAAGUACGUCGGUACCGGCGUCAUCAUAGCAACCGCCUGGAUGCAUCUUCUGGCUCCUGGUGUCGAGGCCCUGCAUAACGAAUGCCUGGCACCCAUGCUGGGCGAGUACGACUGGGCUUUUGCCAUCGGCCUGAUGACUGUCAUGGUUAUGUUCUUGAUCGAGAUGGUUGCUUCCAACGUUGCGUCCUCGGCAUUCUCCCACGGCCACAAUCACGAGUUGGGCCAUGGUACCGUUACGGUCAAGUCCAAGGAUCAAGCAACCGACAGGACGAGCGCUAGCGAUGUUUGCCCGCACGAAGCGGGUGAUGUCGAGAGAGGUGCCGGCUUUGUUGACCCCAAGAAGGUGCCAGGACUUCCGGAUGAUGUCAGCUACCCGCCGGGCGGAAGAGACCACCUUGGCCACGCUCGCGAUCAUAAGGAGGGAGACAGCCACAAUGGUCUUGCCGGCCAGCUGAUCGCCAUCUUCAUCCUUGAGUUUGGUGUCGUGUUCCACUCCAUUUUCAUCGGAUUGGUCCUCGCCACUAGCGACGAGCUCGUCGUUCUUCUCAUCGUCCUGACGUUCCACCAGUUCUUCGAGGGCCUCGGUCUGGGCUCUCGUCUUGCCACUGCUACCUGGCCUUCUCACGGACGCUGGUGGCCUCACAUCCUUGCCACCAUCUACGGUCUGUCGACUCCUAUAGCCAUUGCCGUCGGUAUCGCCGCCAAGCCGAACAGCGCCCAGACGCAAACUCUCGUCAACGGAAUCUUCGACUCCAUCAGCGCCGGUAUCCUGAUGUACACAGGCCUGGUCGAGCUGCUGGCGCACGAGUUCAUGUUCAACCCGCAGAUGAGAAACUCGCCGCUCAAGGUGCAGCUUUUUGCGUUCGGUUGCGUCGCCCUCGGUGCCUGCGUCAUGGCUGUAUUGGCCAACUGGGCUUAACCAUGACGAGCUGAAUGUGGUUGCCACUAUCGUGUGCACUGGACUGAGCUAGACUGUUUUAAGAGACGGGUUAUGGGUAAUGGGAAAAAUGGUUUGAGAAUGAUACCUGAGUCUGUGAGCCUGCCUCUACUGCAUGGCGGGGAAGAUUCGCUUCGGAGGGCACUUUGGAUUUUUUGCAUGAGAAGGAGUUUUGCAUAGGCUUCUAAAGCACAAGGACAACAUUGAUAGAAUGAGUGAAUUCGAGUUGGUCUCAGAUGCUUGCGCAUGUCAACGGUGACGCCAUGUUCAUGUCAGCCUGGUUAGCGAUGUUUAAUGAUGUUGAUUGUGGGUAAACCAAAGAGGUGCGGUUCUGCAUCACGAGCUUCCUGGAACUGGGCUUCAAACAGGACACCGCAAAGUGGCU
This is a messenger RNA of Colletotrichum destructivum, 2471 nucleotides long. RefSeq names its product Putative zinc/iron permease. Gene Ontology annotation, molecular function: low-affinity zinc ion transmembrane transporter activity. Gene Ontology annotation, cellular component: plasma membrane. Lineage: Eukaryota; Fungi; Ascomycota; Sordariomycetes; Glomerellales; Glomerellaceae. The record is from RefSeq and is a predicted model, not a curated record. Gene Ontology annotation, biological process: zinc ion import across plasma membrane. Bases 908 to 2068 code for a protein of 386 amino acids. The transcript has a single exon.